UUCUCGGGACCCAGGCGAGGGCAGACGGGCUGUGAGGGCUCCCGCCGCCCAGGUGACAGAGAACUCAGUCCUGCGACCCUUCUCCAGGGCUGCGGACUGCCCGGCCCCUCCUCGGGUUCCUCCCGCAGCCUCCCGCUCUCUGGAACCUCCAACCCUGGACAUGCGGUCGGCUAAGCCAGGCGCCGUGCUGCCUGCAUUCCUCCUUCUGGCUCUGGCUUUGUCCUCGCACGGGACGCAGGGAAGGCCCCAGGGGCGCAGGGUAGUGCAUGUGGCUGUGGCGGGAGAGGAGCCAAGACCGUUGUUUUUCGUCCCGGCUGUCGGAGCCGGCCCGGCUCCCAGCGUCUUCCGGAGCGCAGAAAUAUUCCCAAGAGAUUUGAACUUAAAGGACAAAUUCAUCAAACAUUUCACAGGGCCAGUCACAUUUUCAGCUGAAUGUAACAAACAUUUCCAUCGACUCUAUCACAAUACUAGAGAUUGCUCAACACCAGCUUAUUAUAAACGAUGUGCUCGUUUAUUAACAAGACUGGCCGUGAGCCCACUGUGCUCACAGACCUAGUAAACCCCUCUGCAUUUGAUAAAAAUGUAAUUCCAAUAUGAAGAAAAAAGUGCCUGGAAUCCUAUUAUAUGUAAAAUCAGAUGAGAUUUCUAGUUUUACGGUAUUAAUUUGAUGAAGAGACUUUCAGAGUAACAGAUUAACUCUGCCCUUCUUCUGUAUAUUAUAAUUUAUAAUUUUUAAAAAGCGUUUAAAUCACAUAUUGCAAAUGGAAUAUUUUAAAUUAUGCUAUUCUUUAUUUUUGCUAGAUAUACUAUUUUCUUAAAUGGCUAACAUUCCAUAUUAAACAUGCAUAAUUAACAUAAUGUAAAUUAUGUCUGAGUGCUAGUG
Ochotona princeps (American pika) is the source of this 883-nucleotide messenger RNA. It is a transcript of the gene ALKAL1, whose product is annotated as ALK and LTK ligand 1. Gene Ontology annotation, biological process: positive regulation of ERK5 cascade; positive regulation of ERK1 and ERK2 cascade. The record is from RefSeq and is a predicted model, not a curated record. Lineage: Eukaryota; Metazoa; Chordata; Mammalia; Lagomorpha; Ochotonidae. Gene Ontology annotation, molecular function: receptor signaling protein tyrosine kinase activator activity; receptor tyrosine kinase binding. The transcript is spliced from 5 exons. Bases 161 to 556 code for a protein of 131 amino acids.